AUGGACCCAACCAAGUUCGGCAUCUCGUCCAUCCCCCUGAACCACGCCCCGUACGGGCCCAUCACCGACGACAAGCUCAAGGGACUGAAUCAGGGCAAGGUUGCUCUCGUCACGGGCGGUGCCAGAGGCAUCGGACGAGCCAUCUCCGAGAAACUGGCCCUCUCGGGCGCCAACGUCGCCAUCCUCGACCUGCUCGAGCACGAACUGGCCGAAAGCAAGGCCCGGUGCGAGACGCACGGCGGCACCGUCAAGACGUAUGUCGUCGAUGUCACGGACGUGGAGGGACUGAGAGCCGUCUUGAAGCGGGCCGAGGAGGAUCUGGGGCCGAUCGAUAUCCUCGUCAACAACGCCGGUGUAUCGCCCGGGAGACCGCAGUGGAUGGAGAGUUUCGAGGAGUUUUGGCGGACUAUCGAGAUUAAUUUCAAGAGCGCAAUGGUCACGACCUGGGCUCUGCUCCCACAACUCCGCGAACGCAAAUCCGGCGUCAUCAUCAACAUCGCGUCGCGGGCCGCCACCGUGGACUUCCCCUUUGCCAUCGGCUACAACUCGUCCAAGGCCGCCGUCGCCCGCGCCACGUCCACCUUGCAGGAGGAGAUCGAGCUCGACGGCCUGGGCGACGGGAUCCAGAUGUACGCGCUGCACCCGGGCGGCGUGCCCACGGCGAUGGCGAAAUCCGAAGUCCGCAUGGACCUCCUCGAACGCUACCCGUCGCUCACACAGCACGGAACCGACUUCCAGGCCCUGUUCAAGGACCCGCCCGAGCUGUGCGGCGCCACCUGCGCGUACCUGGCCGCCGGCAAGGCCAAGGAGCUGCGCGGCAUGUACUGGGACUGUCGGCAGGACAUUGAGUGCGUGGUCCGCUAUGGCAGAGAGAGGCUCGUCAAGGAAGGCAAGUAUGUCCUCACGAUGGAGUUUAUUGAUGGGUACGAGAAUGAGCCGUAA
This is a messenger RNA of Fonsecaea erecta, 942 nucleotides long. RefSeq lists its product as hypothetical. The record is from RefSeq and is a predicted model, not a curated record. Bases 1 to 942 code for a protein of 313 amino acids. Gene Ontology annotation, molecular function: oxidoreductase activity, acting on the CH-OH group of donors, NAD or NADP as acceptor. Lineage: Eukaryota; Fungi; Ascomycota; Eurotiomycetes; Chaetothyriales; Herpotrichiellaceae. The transcript is spliced from 5 exons.